This is a messenger RNA of Schistosoma turkestanicum, 453 nucleotides long. The record is from the annotation of a GenBank genome assembly. Lineage: Eukaryota; Metazoa; Platyhelminthes; Trematoda; Strigeidida; Schistosomatidae.
AUGGUACAACUUUUUUAUUAUGAAAAUCGUGGAAUACCUUGUAGUCAUUUAUUACGUAAUGGUAUGAAAAAAGUUGUAGUUCAACUGGAAGCAUGUGAAAAUUGGCCAUAUCCAAGUUGCGAAUCGAAAUGGUUAUUAAUAUUUAAUCGAUUUCUAAGAAAUUGGUGCAGAGUCAUUCAAAUGACAAGUGGAGGGACAAAGAGAUAUGAAACAAUUGGACAUGUUACAUUCUCAAAAUUAGAAGGUUCAAUGUUUAUCACCGGCAAAUUUAAACAAGAUUUAGCUGGUAAACGACAAAAGAUGCCACAUUUCUGUUUAUUUUUAACUACAAGUAUCAUAGAUGUUGAUUUCUAUCGUGGUUAUCUACUAACUGGAAUGGUGGAAAGAGGUAAUCGAAAAUUGGGCGUUUGGGAAUCAACACAUUAUGCUUAUGUCAAACGUGAAGGUUACUAA